This is a messenger RNA of Plectropomus leopardus (leopard coralgrouper), 1926 nucleotides long. It is a transcript of the gene aebp2, whose product is annotated as AE binding protein 2. Lineage: Eukaryota; Metazoa; Chordata; Actinopteri; Perciformes; Serranidae. Gene Ontology annotation, cellular component: ESC/E(Z) complex. The record is from RefSeq and is a predicted model, not a curated record. Gene Ontology annotation, biological process: regulation of transcription by RNA polymerase II.
UGUAGGCUUGUAGCGGAGAGUGUGAGUGGAGGAAGAAGGGCAGUUCGAGGGCAACUUUUCCAGCGGAUCAUCACAGAAAUAGCCUUUCGUUCUGUUUGAAAAUGGCUCAAAUAACGAGCGAAGGGGCCGAACAAGAUUCUCAGCCGACGUCGGAUCAAAACGGUACUGGAGAAACAGCAGAAACCUGCAAGGAGGAACAGGCCGUGCCGGACCCCAAACAGGAACCGGGCGACAGCGAUGAGAACAGAGCAAGAAUGGACGUGAGCAGCGGCCGCGGUGCGGCGGAGGAGCACAGGGGCGACCUAUUCUCUGCCCCUCAAGCUGACAAAGAAGCGGUGUUACCGAGCGAAAAGGCCAACAACAACGAAGGGGAAGCCCACAGUAAACUCUCUGAACCGGGGAAAAGUCCCACACAGGGGAGUUUGGCGAGCAGCACUGAUUCCGCUCAAGAGGGCUCCCGGGUGCUGAAACAAGAACAAAGAGAGAGGGAGAACGUGUCCUCCUCACCGCCUGCAGACCGCACAAAGACCGCGGAGAAACCGGAGCACGGCACCAAGAGGCGGGCCAGCGUGGAGCUCACCUCGUCGGAUGGAGAGCCGUUGAGCCGGAUGGAUUCAGAGGACAGUAUUGGCAGCACCCUGAUGGACAUGGAGAGCACAGCGUCCAGUGGUCGCUCCACCCCGGCCAUGCUUAACGGCCACGGUGGAGGUGCGGUGGUGGGGAGCGGCUCGGCACCUCUGGGGGGCAAGUCUCUGAGCUACACGUGCUGCUGGGACCACUGCCAGCUGCUGUUUCCCAGCAGCCCCGACCUUGCCGAACACAUCAGAGCCACACAUGUGGAUGGACAGAGAGGAGGGGUGUUUGUGUGUCUGUGGAAGGGCUGCAAGGUGUACAACACUCCGUCCACCAGUCAUAGCUGGCUGCAGAGACACAUGCUGACCCACAGCGGAGACAAGCCCUUCAAGUGUGUGGUGGGAGGCUGCAACGCCACGUUUGCCUCUCAGGGAGGGCUGGCCCGUCACGUCCCCACUCACUUCAGCUCGCAGAGUUCAUCCAAAGUGUCCAGUCAGGGCAAAAUGAAGGAGGAGUCUCCGUCCAAGGCUGGCCUCAACAAGAGGAGGAAACUCAAAAACAAACACCGACGCUCCCUUCCUCGACCUCACGACUUCUUCGAUGCUCAAACCAUGGACGCCAUCCGCCAUCGAGCCAUCUGCCUCAACCUGGCAACACACAUCGAGAGCUUGGGCAACGGACACAGUGUGGUCUUCCACAGCACGGUAAUAGCCAGGAGGAAAGAGGAUUCCGGGAAAGUGAAGGUCUUGUUGCACUGGACACCUGAAGACAUACUGCCAGAUGUGUGGGUGAAUGAGAGCGACAGACUGCAGCAGAAGACCAAGGUGGUUCAUCUUUCCAAGCUGCCCACAGAUACAGCUGUCCUCCUGGACCCCAACAUCUACAGGAUGUUCUUCUAACCCCUCCAGAGGAGCUCCACUGUCACUUCCUGCUAAUCCCACCUCCCUUCGUCUCCAUCUCUGCGUUCCUCCUCUCCCCUCCGACGAAGCCCAGAAGAGGCUGCUGGGAGUUUAAUGACUGUCAUGGCCGUCUGCGGCCGCCAGUGUUGUCAGCGUUAGGUGCUGAGGUUACACGGGGCAUGUAGAGGACAUGUCGCUUGUUUUAGAUAACACAACUAGACUGAAAACUAACUCACAGAAGUGUAGACAGUAAGACACCUGUUUAGAGAAAGCUGUCUUUGUAAAUACUUGAGAUUUGUAAUAUAUUUUUAUACUUUGAAUUUUUUACUGUACUGUAGAUAGAUGUCUUUUUUUCUGCCGAACAUUUUUAAAUAGAUGUUUUAAAAACUGAUGAUAUUGGUCUCAUGCAUAUAGUUGGCAUUUCUCUGGUUUGAUGUCAUUAAACUUUUCCAAC